CCGCCCGCACACACGCACGCCGUUCUGGAGUGGCUCAACUGACGCUUCGCGAAAAGACGAAAUGUGUCUAAAGGGAAAGUAAAGAGGAGGAGACACUGAUAUGGGCUCAGUGUGAGGGGAAGGAGCUCGUGAAGAAAGUUCUCCUGUAUCUGCUGCAAAACAUCGGAGGAAGCAGAAGGAUGGGGUACAAGCUCGAAGGGCUGUUGAGCCAUGUGUUACCCUCCAGCAUCGCUUCAUGGGGAGUCCUGCAGCUUUGUGUCCUCGCGGUCCUCCUGGUCCUCUUGCUCCGCGUCGGCCGCCUGCUCCUGAAAUACUCCAGCAACAUCCGCCGCCUCCGGUGCUUUGCCCAGCCACCCAAGCGCAACUGGCUCCUGGGCCACCUGGGAAUUAUGCGGAACACGGAGGAGGGGCUGCAGUCGGUCGAUGAGCUGGUGAAGACCUACAAGCACUCGUGCGCUUGGUUCCUCGGUCCCUUCUACACCUUGAUCCGCCUCUUCCACCCUGACUACAUCAAGCCCCUCCUGCUUGCCUCCGCCUCCGUCACCUACAAGGAUGAGCUCUUCUAUGGGUUUCUGCGCCCUUGGCUGGGGCAAGGCCUCCUCUUGAGCAACGGGGAGCACUGGUCCCGCCACCGGCGUCUCCUCACACCUGCUUUCCACUUUGACAUCCUGAAAAACUAUGUCACCAUCUUCAACAAAUCCACAGACAUCAUGCAUGAGAAAUGGUGUCGUCUGGUGGAGGAGGGUCAAAACUGCCUGGACAUGUUUGAGCAGAUCAGCCUGAUGACCCUGCACAGCCUCUUGAAGUGCACCUUCAGCUACGACAGCAACUGCCAGGAGCACCCCAGUGAGUACAUCGCCGCCAUCUACGAGCUGAGCACCUUGGUGGUACAGCGAGAGCACCGCAUGCUGUACCACUGGGACUGGCUGUACUGGCGCACAGACGAGGGCCGCCGCUUCCGACGCGCCUGCGCCAUGGUGCACCGGUUCACGGCCAACAUCGUCCAGAAGCGGCGCGCCGCCCUCAACCAGCAGCAGGAGCCGGAGCAGCAGUCCAGGAGUAGCAAGGCGAAGAAAGUGACGGACUUUAUCGACGUGUUGCUCUUGUCGAGGGAUGAAGACGGAAAUGGCCUCACGGAUGAGGAGAUCAAGGCCGAGGCAGACACCUUCAUGUUCGAAGGACACGACACCACUGCGAGCGGCAUCUCUUGGAUACUGUACAACCUGGCUCUUCACCCCGAUCACCAGGACCGCUGCCGCGCCGAGGUGGACGCCCUGCUCCAGGGCCGGGACAGCGAAGAAAUCGAAUGGAAUGACCUCUCAAACCUGCCCUACACAACCAUGUGCAUCAAGGAGAGCCUCAGACUGCAUCCUCCAGUGACCGCUGUCACACGUCGCUUCGCCCAGGACAUGACGGUGCCCGGGGGGCGGGUCAUACCGCAAGGAAAUAUAUGCCUGGUCAGCAUCUAUGGAACCCAUCACAACCCGGAUAUCUGGCCCAACCCGGAGGUUUACGACCCUAUGCGUUUUGACCCGGAGAAUUCUAAAGGGCGGUCCAGUCAUGCAUUCGUCCCCUUCUCCGCAGGACCCAGGAACUGCAUCGGGCAGAACUUCGCCAUGGCCGAGAUGAAAGUGGUGGUGGCGCUCACUCUGCUUCGCUUCCGAGUGACCCCCCGGGACAGCGAAGUGCGCCGACUGCCCGAACUCAUCCUCCGUGCCGAAAGGGGGUUGUGGCUCCGACUGGAGCCCCGGAUCCCUCCCAAGGACUGAGCCACCAAAUCGCAGCCAAAAAAGCCCCCAUUGGGUUUUUUCAACAUUUCAACUUCACUAUUAUUAUUAUCUUUUAU
Scleropages formosus (Asian bonytongue) is the source of this 1846-nucleotide messenger RNA. It is a transcript of the gene cyp4f3, whose product is annotated as cytochrome P450, family 4, subfamily F, polypeptide 3. The coding region runs from base 180 to 1769 and encodes 529 amino acids. The transcript is spliced from 13 exons. Gene Ontology annotation, molecular function: heme binding; oxidoreductase activity, acting on paired donors, with incorporation or reduction of molecular oxygen; monooxygenase activity. Lineage: Eukaryota; Metazoa; Chordata; Actinopteri; Osteoglossiformes; Osteoglossidae. The record is from RefSeq and is a predicted model, not a curated record.